AUGUCUCUUGAACUAACAGAAUAUGUUACGCGUCCAGGGGUAGGCCAAGUUGGCAAAAAGAUUCGUGUUCGCAGUAACUUUUUUGAAAUCACCACUAUUCCUACCCAAAACGUCACCCACUAUAAUAUUUCGAUCGAUCCUCCAAGCGCACCACCCGCUGUUUUUCGAAAGGUCUGGAAGGCAUUUGAGGACCUUCAUGGUCAGUCACUUUUAAAAGGAAUCAAAACCGUGUAUGAUGGGCGCAAAAACGUAUUUUCUCCGAAACCACUACCUUUUGGAUCGGAUCAUGCUGUUCAAUUCGAGGUAGAACUUCAGGAUUCAGAAGCUGCCUCAAAGCGUGCUGCUGGCACGUUCAAGAUCCGCAUUAAAAAAGCAGGGGAGAUUAACAUGGAAGAGCUACAGCGAUUUUUGAGUGGUCAAGCAAGUUUGACACCCAAUUGCCUUACUUGUAUCAUGGUGCUUGACGUACUUGUACGCCACAUGCCCAGUAUGAUGUAUGCUACCGUUGGGCGAUCAUUUUUCACUCCUCAAGACAAACGUGUUCUACCAAACGGUGCUGAAGUUUGGCAAGGAUUUUAUCAAUCAGCACGACCAGCUGUUGGCAAAAUGAUGAUUAAUGUAGAUGUCAGCGCUACAGCAUUUUAUGAAAGCGAUACGCUGCCCAAUGUAGUGGCCAAGAUUCUUGGUCGACGUUCUAUCGAUGAGUUACGACGAGGCAUCAGCGACCGCGAUCGAUCACGAUUGGAAAAAACGCUGAAAGGAAUCAAAGUACAAGUCAUGCAUCGUGGCGAGCAUAAACGUAAAUACAAAAUUCUUAAGCUUGCACCGAGCUCAGCAGAUCGCACCAUGUUCAGAGAUGUGAUGGAUGAUCAAGCUGAGGAGAUGAGCGUCACCACCUAUUUCCAUCAGCAAUACAAUAUGCGUCUCGCCUAUGGUUUUCUCCCAUGCAUCGUUGUCAAGAGAGAUAUCUUUCUUCCUAUGGAGGUUUGCCAUGUAGUGCCUGGUCAACGAUUUAUGAAAAAGUUGAACGAAAAGCAAACAGCGGAAAUGAUAAAGUUCACAUGCCAAAAACCACAAGUGCGUGCCAACAAGAUCAAUCAAGGAUUCAACAUGCUCCAAUAUCGCAACAAUCCAUACAUUCAGCAAUUUGGAAUGAAUAUCAAGAGCGAAAUGGCAAUGGUUUCUGCUCGUGUGCUACCAACGCCGCAAAUUUCUUACUCUCAGGCAAGCCAGGAUGGUACAUUUGCGCCGAUUGGUGGUGCUUGGAAUUUGCGUGGCAAAAAAGUUGCCCAAGGUGCUGUGCUCGGCUCAUGGUCCGUGGUUAAUUUUCAUGCACAAGUUACAACUCCGGCUAUCCAACGAUUUAUUCGUGAACUCUGUCAAACAUUUACUGAUACAGGUUUGACCGUGGUGAAUCGAACACCACCCAUCACGUAUGGCGACCCACAAGGGAACGUUGAUCGCACACUAAAAGAAGCAUGGCUCAAGGCAGGCAACGCAUCCAAGGCAACACCACAGCUCAUUCUAUGCAUCCUACCAAAUACAGGCGUUCCUCUUUACGCUGAGAUAAAACGGAUUUCGGAUACAGUGAUUGGUAUUCCUACACAAUGUGUACAAAGCAAACACAUCAACGAUGCCAAAAAACAAUAUUGCGCGAACGUUUGCCUCAAAGUGAACAUGAAGCUAGGUGGUAUGAACUUGUAUCUCUCUCCUCAACAAAUCCCAUUCAUCUCCGAACGACCCACCAUUGUCUUUGGAGGCGAUGUAACACAUCCCGCCCCAGGUGAUAUGAAUCGUCCUUCUGUUGCUGCAGCCACUGCCAGUAUGGAUGCUCGUGCUUCAAGAUACGCCAGCGCAAUACGUGUCCAAACCAACCGAACAGAAAUCAUUGCUGAUCUUGCCAAUAUGGUUAAGGAGCUUUUAAAAGGGUUCUAUCAGUCUUGCGGUCAAAAACCUGAACGAAUCCUUUUUUAUCGGGAUGGUGUUUCAGAAGGACAAUUUAAGGCAGUACUUGACAAUGAGGUUUCGGCUAUCCAAGCUGCAUGUACAUCUCUGGAUCAACAUUACAGCCCAAAGAUCACUUUUGUGGUCGUGCAAAAGCGGCACCAUGCUCGAUUUUUCCCAGUAGACCCGCGAGACGCUGAUCGUACUGGCAAUUGUCAACCUGGUACUGUUGUCGAUACGGACAUUGUACAUCCUUUCGAAUUUGACUUUUAUCUACAAUCUCAUGCUGGUCUUCAAGGCACAUCGAGACCCACCCAUUAUCAUGUACUAUAUGAUGAUAACCGCUUCACGCCUGAUUCACUCCAAGAGCUCACCUAUCGCUUAUGCUACAUCUACGGAAGGGCCACACGUUCCGUAUCAAUUGUUCCUCCUGCAUACUAUGCUGAUUUGGUAGCUGCUCGUGCACGAUUUCAUAGGCGAGGCGAAAACUGGUCCGACACAGAAGCGACAUCAGAGUCUCUCGAUUCUGAGCAACAGAUUGCCAGCUUCGCUGCUGUCAAACCAGAGCUCCAAAAAUUGAUGUAUUAUAUGUAG
Molecule: messenger RNA, 2538 nt
Organism: Lichtheimia ornata
Lineage: Eukaryota; Fungi; Mucoromycota; Mucoromycetes; Mucorales; Lichtheimiaceae
Exons: 9
Coding region: 1-2538 (845 amino acids)
Molecular function (GO): protein binding; RNA binding
Source: RefSeq, a predicted model, not a curated record